Molecule: messenger RNA, 3169 nt
Organism: Drosophila serrata
Lineage: Eukaryota; Metazoa; Arthropoda; Insecta; Diptera; Drosophilidae
Gene: elB
Product: zinc finger protein elbow B
Biological process (GO): negative regulation of DNA-templated transcription
Cellular component (GO): nucleus
Source: RefSeq, a predicted model, not a curated record
CUGAGCGGACGGACUGUGCGACGACCGUAGUGUUGUGCUGUGAGUGCGUAAAAUCGGGCGAACGGAAUUACGACGGAUAUAGCCAUAUCCAGCCGAGGUCGCAUACUUUUUUUAGAUCGCUUUUCGAGUGACUGACAACUAGACUGAGUUUUUAAACGCAUCGCGCACAUCGUUCAGGACUUUCUGGAUCCCGGAACCAUCUGUCGGACCGUGCUGGACGAGUACACCAUGCUUAUAUCAUAACCAUAUAUAUCAUCACGUACGUGCCUCAUCAUAAAACGCGCCCUCGACGAGGCAUCCGAGCGAAACCACAAACCAAAAACGGCCAGGCCAAAGAAAUAAAAUAUAUCCCCCCAUAUGUCUAACAAAGGAAAUCGCUAAAAUACAUCUUACAAAUUCGCCAAAUAAAUGCGAAAGAAAGUGUAAAUUCUUGUAGAGUAUAUCGUAUAUUUCGUGAAUUUCGUGUUUAGUGAGCAACAACAACAAAUAAAUAUUAAUGCCAGCUGGAGCAAUUAUAAUACUUAAUGAAUUUAUUGCACAAUUAAAGCGGAGCCAACCGUACCAUUAACAACAACAACAAAUUAAUAUGCCGCUGGCGUGAAAGUCACAACUCGACGCAUGAUAAACCCCCAUGCCCACCCACCCACUCGUUCGUUCCCCAUUGAAUUAUUAAUGAAAUCAAAUUGCAAAUAACAAUUGUGGUUGCACAAAAAAAAAUUAAUAAAAGCCUCGCAAAUAAACAUAAAUUAACAAGAGCCGCGGAACGUGGACGGCUUAAUCAGCGGAAAGUCGGCGGAAAAUAACAUAUUGCAGUCAAAGCGCAGGCGCCGCUUCUCGCUUUUCACACGAGUUGGCAGCACACGCCACAUCAAUUGGCAUUUACCGUUAAGCGCGCUGCCGUUCUCUGCGCUCUGCGGUCCAACGAACAACAGCAACAACAACAACUCAACACCUCCACCGAACAACCAAAGAAAAGCCGUCAAAGUGGAUUUAACAAAUUAUAAUAAAAUGCUGCAAUCCAGCAAUCAUCAUUAUUUAAGACCGGAUUAUAUGACAGCUGCAGCUGCCCCAACAGCGCUGGACAACAAAAGCAGUCCAUUGGCGCUUUUGGCGCAAACAUGCAGCGCCAUCGGAGCGGACACCACGAACCCCAAGCUGCUGGCGGCGAACAUCGAAAAGUCCACAAAGCAGCUGCAGCAUCAGCCAAAGGCCUCUGGGUUCGGCCUGGGCCAGAUGGGAUCGUCGGAUGGCGGAGCACGCGAUAAAUCCUCGCCGGUUAGCAGUCAUUCAUCCAGCGUCAGCACCGGCUCCGUGGAGCAGCAGCAGCUGCCGCCCGCCCACAGCAGCAAGCCGACACCGAGCACCUUUAAGCCCUACGAGCCCAACAACAACAUCACCACAGCCGCCACUGCCUCAGACUGUGGCGCCACAAAUCUCACCAGCAGUGGCCAGCGGGUGAAGACGCCAAAGUCGACAUCAAACGGCGGCCAGCGCUGCGACUCAAACCAAAGUGCCAGCUCCCAGCGAGAGUCACCCACGGCAGCUGGAUCGGGAUCCCUCAGACGCACACCCACCUCCGGGAUGGGUGGCGGGGCUGCCCAGCUUAACGGAAGUCCCGGCCUGCCUCCCGCCUCAUCCACGCCAGGACGCAGCAGCUCCAAGGAAUCGGCAGCCAUGCACAGUCCCAGUGCAGCAGCGGCAGCAGCAGCUGCAGCAGCGGCGGCAAGCUCCAAUCGGUUGCAGGAGGCAGCUUUGGCCGCCGCCAAGGAGGCAAGCUAUGUGAAGGCUCUACAUGCGGCCAGCCAGCAAGGAUCUGCCUCGGCGGCGGCAGCAGCUGCAUCCUAUUAUCCGGCAGGUUACGGCAGCCCCUAUUCCAUGGACCUAAUGGCCGCCAGUUCACUGAUGUCACCCCACCACGCCAUGUUCAAGGCGUCGGCCAUGAAUCCAUAUCUGAAUUACGCCCGAAUGAAGGGUCUGGCGGAUCCUUCAAUGAUGGCGGCCACUCCUAAUGUGUGCCGCGAUCCCUACUGCACCGGCUGUCCUGCGAGUCCGCAUUACAUCAACAAGGCAGCAGGUCAGCCCUGUCCAGCGGGAUGUCCGCAAUGCGAGGUGGCCGCCAGUGGAGGUGGCAGCAGCAGUAGCGGAGGCAAGUCCAACUCUCAAGGCAGCUCAGGUUCGUCCAGUGCAGCAGCAGCAGCGGCGGCAGCUGCCUCAUCCUACCACGCCCAGCUGGCAGCCUUGGCGGCCGCCUCCCAGAUGCCGUACGUGUGCUCCUGGAUUGGCAGCGAUGCCGCCUAUUGUGGCAAGCGGUUUGGCACCUCCGACGACCUGUUUCAGCACCUACGCACGCACACAGCCUCCGUGCCGGACGCGGUGCUAAGUGCGGCAGCCGCCGGCGGUAUUCCGCCCAAUCAUCCGUUGUUCCAGCGUACCUACCCCACCCCGCCGCUGAGUCCGCUGUCGGCGGCCCGCUAUCAUCCGUACGGAAAGCCAUCGAUGCUGCCGCCCUCAUUGGCACCGCCGGGGAUGCAGGGGAUGUCAGGUCUGCCCCCACAUCCGGCGCUGGCCCAGUACUUUGCACCGUACUCGUUAUAUGGGCCCCGGAUGGGGUCAUCGCACCCGUAGUAGGACGAUGAGGCGGGCUCCGGAUCCCGAUCCGGAUCCGGGUCUGGUCAGCCGAGGAGAUCGGCUUUCAGUCAAACCCAUCAAACCCCCUUCUCUUGAGUCGUCGUAUUUGUGCAAGGUUUUGGUGUAUAUGACCAUGGAGUAGGGAGCACCUAAGGAGCACCUUCUGACCCAGAGAGUAUGUCGGAGCAACUGGUAUCUUUGGUCGCCUCCCUUACUCUAUGAUGUGACUCACUCGUGAAACGAAAAGCUAGUGAUCUAAUGUACUGUAGCUACAUACAAAUGUGUUUACAAUUAAGCUUAAGGAGUCUAGCGUCUAGCUAUUAAUAUCUGAGAUCGAAGGAUAUAGUGCAGCAGCUCCAUAUCGCUCGUUCGUUUCGUGGUUGCUAUUAAAUGCAUAUGGUAAUUUUAAUUUUAUUUAUUAUAUUCAAGUGCAGCAGCGAUUGCAGAAGUAACGAAAUGAAAAGAUUGUCCAAAAACUUAAAGUUGUAAAAUUCUUGUAAAAUAUAUAUAUAUGAGUAACAGCUUAAAAUUAAAUCUAUAU